UACUGCAGUAAUUAAAGCAUGAAAGCCAAGAAGCGUGACUCUAAAGUAGCACUAAUUCAGCACAUUAGUGGAACAUUAUAAAUGAGAGAUGAUUCGAAGUGCCAAACUGAAGAAAGAAGAUCGGGUGGACAUGGUGGUGGAAAUAUAUGACAGCAUAGACAAUAUUAGAAGUGAAGACCACAACACAGAACCGGUGUAUGCCAACACAAAGAAGACCCUGCAAACCCAACAUACAGUAGGUAUCAGGACAGAAUGCUGCAGACUGCCCGUCGUGUGUCUGGGGCUGCUGUGUGUUCUUCUGCUUACUGCUACCACAGUUUUAAGUGUCAAGUUCUACCUGCUGACUACAGAGAGAGCCCACUUAGAGAGAAGUUAUGAAAACGUGGUUGCAGAGACAGCACAAAACAUAAAAUGGUUUUCAGAACAGGCCUGCCAGUUUGGAUGGACAUACAACGGCUCCAGUUUUUACCACAUCUCUAUCAAUGAGAACACCUGGAAUACGUCUAGGAGCUACUGCAGAAUGAGGGGAGCUGACCUGGUGAUCAUAAACAGCAGAGCGGAACAGGACUUUGUCGACAAGCUGAGAAAUAAAAAACAAGCUUGGAUUGGUCUGACUGAUCAGGCCUCAGAGGGGGUCUGGAAAUGGGUGGACGACUCAGCACUGACUACUGGGUACUGGUUUAAAGGAGAACCCAAUGAUUUUAACAAAAAUGAGGACUGUGCUCUAAGUGGCUUUGAUGAGAGUCCCUCAAACUGGGCUGAUUCUUCCUGUGAAACUAAAAUGCUUUGUAUCUGCGAGAAGAAAAUGUUGUAACCAAGUCUCCUAUUGAGAACUGAAAUAUAAGAUUUGUCUCUUAAAAUGUUGUUGUCACUAGCAAUUUUAUUGUAGACAACAGUUUUAUUACAUAAAAUAAUCUUAAAAAUGUGGUCAUUGCCUUUCAUUUACCAAGCAUUUGUUUAGAAGGAACUAUUUCUAUAAUGUAUUUCAGAAAGCUGGUUCUUGUGCUGCAAUCCUUAUAACACAACCCAUGGUUGUGUAAGUAAUGAAAGUUGUAAGAGCCAAAUUGUGUCAUUGCAAUGACAUGUGCUAACAUUAUUUUGACCACAUUUUAACCGUACUUGUGUAAAAACUCAUUCUUGACAUCCGAAUCAUGUACAGCACUAUACAGUGGGUGAAAGUAUUGAAUACAUCAACAAUUUAAGUAAAUAUAUUUCUAAAGGUGCUACUGAUAUGAAAUUCUCACCAGAUGUCGGUAACAACCCAUCCAAUCUAUACAUGCAAAGAAAUCUAACUAUAGAUGUCCAUAAAUGAAGUUGUGCAGUAAUGAGAAAUGAAAUUCUUACUGAAAUUCAUGUAAUACUUCAUACAAAAGCCUUUGUUGGUGAUGACAGCUUCAAGACUGAUGGAGAAACUAGUCGCAUGCAUUGCUCAGGUGUGAUUUUGGCACAUUCUUCCACACAAACACUUCAAAUCCUCAAGGUUCUGUGGGCUUCUUCUAUGAACUCUGGGCUUUAGUUCCUUCCAUAGAUUUUCAAUUGGAUUCAGGUCAGGUGAUUGGCUGGGCCAUUCUAGCAGCUUUAUUUUCUUUCUCUGAAAACAGUCGAGUUUCCUUGGCUUUGUGUUUGGGAUCAUUGUCCUGCUGAAAUGUCCACCCUCGUUUCAUCAUCAUCCUGGUAGAUGGCAGCAGAUUUUUAUUAAGAAUGUCUCUUUUUUUAAUCAAGAUUUGUCCAUUCAUCCUUACUUUAAUUAACUUUAAAUGUGCUUCAAUAUGCUUUUUCUUCAGCAAUAGAGUCUUGCGUGGUGAGCGUCCAUACAGGCCAUGGCAGUUGAAUGCAUUUCUUAUUGUUUUGCUUUACUUAUCUUUGACACAAUUGUAAUGGCUGAUUCCAGGUCUUUCUGUAGCUUUCCAUAAGUGGUCUUUGGCUGUUGGACAACUCUUCUGAUAAUUCUCUGUCUGAAAUCUUGCGGGGAGCAUCUGGUCGUGGCCAGUUUAUGUUGAAAUGAUAUUCUUUCCACUUCCGGAUAAUGGCCCCAACAGUGCUCACUGACACCUUCAGUAGUUUAGAAAUUCUUCUGUAAUCAAUGCCGUCAGUAUGUUUUGCAACAAUAAGGUUGCAAAGGUCUUGAGAGAGCUUACUGGUUUUACCCAUCGUGAGAUGUUUCUUGUGUGGCACCUUGGUAAUGAGACACCUUUUUAUAGGCCAUCAGUUGAACCAGCUGAUAUUAAUUUGCACUAAGUGGCAGGAUUGCUUUCUAAUUACUGAUGGAUUUCAGCUGAUGUCAUGACUUUCCAUGGCUUUGUGCACCUCUCUUUUUUUCAUGUGUUCAAUACUUUUUCCCUGUGUCAUUUCUCAUUAUUAGACAUAAUUUAUGGACAUCUAUGGUUUGAUUUCUUUGCAUGUUUGAAUUGGAUGGGUUGUUACCGACAUCUGGUGAGAAUUUCAUGUCAAUAGUACUUUUGGAAAUAUAUUAACUUAGAAAAUUGGUGACAUGUUCACCAUUUACUUAUUUCACCUGCUGUACAUACUUGUGCCUUGUUGCUUUCCUUUUACAACUCAACCAAUUAAACCUAUUAAACCUGCUGCUGGUUUUGCCUGC
Pygocentrus nattereri (red-bellied piranha) is the source of this 2599-nucleotide messenger RNA. Its product is annotated as CD209 antigen-like protein A. The transcript is spliced from 5 exons. The record is from RefSeq and is a predicted model, not a curated record. NCBI's taxonomy places the organism in Eukaryota, Metazoa, Chordata, Actinopteri, Characiformes, Serrasalmidae. Bases 89 to 814 code for a protein of 241 amino acids.